AUGCCGGAUGCCACGAAUGCCGGAGCGCCGCCGAUGGAUGCGCUGGCGACGGCAGAGCAGCUGGAAGAAGCCGCAGAGAAGCGGAUCUCGGAGGGCAGCUGGGACUACAUCAUGGGAGGGGAGGCAGACACCAUCUGCCGGAACCGCACUGCCUUUGACCCCUGGCUCUUCCGACCCCGAAUCCUGCGCGAUGUCUCAGAGAUAGACCUGAGCUGUUCGCUCUUCGGUGCGGCGUGUGCCACGCCGAUCUACUUGAGCUCCGUGGCCAAAGGAAGACUCGUGGACCCCAAAGGCGAAGCAACCUUUGUGCGUGCAGCCGAGCGACUCCGGAGCCGCUUCCUGGUGCCCACUGUGUCGAGUCUGCCGCUGGAGGAGAUCUGGAAAGCCUCGAAGCACUCCCAGGCCUUUCAGAUCUACCUCCUGACCAACGACGAGAACUUCGCCAUGCCUGCCGGCUUGGCUGAAGCGUUGCGCCUAGGCGUGAAUGCCUUGGUCUUGACCGUGGAUGCCAACGCACCCAGGCAUGGCGCUCUGCACCGAUUCACUUCGGCCGCCACGGGGGUUUUCCCCUCGCCAUUGCUGGACUGGGAGAAGUUCAAAGAGAUGCGGAAGAGCUUCCCGGUGGGUGUGCCGGUGUACCUGAAGGGCGUCCAAUGCGCGGAAGACGCCCUGAUGGCGGUGGAGCUAGGCCUUCAAGGCGUCGUGGUCUCAAACCACGGCGGCCGCGCCUGUGGGAACUCGAUCGGAGCGCUGGAGGCGCUGCAGGAGAUCAGUGCGGCGCUACGAGAAGCAGGACAUUUAGGCCCGAACAGCACGUUCGAGCUCUACUUCGACAGCGGCGUCCGCUGUGCAGCUGACGUGGUGAAGGCUCUUUGCCUGGGUGCCAGAGGUGUGGGGCUCGGCCGGCUGUACUACUGGGCGGCGGCCUGCCAUGGCGAGGAGGGUAUCGUUCAAUUGGUGGAGCGGUUGACCUUCGAGGUGCGACGCUGCAUGGCACAGCUGGGCUGUCGACGCCUCAGUGAGCUGGGUGUGGCGUGCUUGGCGAAGAGCGAGGGGGGCGGAUUUUCCCGGAGGUUGGAUGACUAUGGGCGACCCAGGGCGGAGGAGCUCAUAAGAAGCUCCGACGGAGUCGACGGAAAGGCCUUUUACCUGAAGCGCCAAGUCUACAAGAAGCCCUUCCCUGAUGGCGCCCUCUCUGAGGUCAUGCAUGAGCAGCGGCUCGUGGAUGAGGCGGAGCGACGGGCCAAGGAGGAGCCGUGCGGAGCUGCGCUGCGGACGGAAGCCGCGCGAGAGAAAGCUGCUCGGGAAGCGGCUGAGGCCCCGGGCAGUCUGGGCAGUCUGGGCGGCUCGGGUGCAGCCACGGAGUGCCCAGCGUCAGAUGGAGAUCCGGGCAGGUCCGCCUUUGGCAUCUUGGCUCCCAAGCCCAAAUGCCGUGGGCCGAGCCCACGCGGGCGUGGUAUGGGCUACUGUAAGCUGAAUGCGGUGACUAAGACUCACAACUGUCCAGUUUUUCAGGGCACAUCGAGCCCUCAGGACACUUUCAUCAGCCACUCUUGGUCAUGUCCCGCUUGGAUGAAAUAUUUGGGGAUUUGCUACUACUUGAACUUGGACCUGGCGGUUGAAGCAUCGACUUUGGCAUGUGUUCUGGCCGUUUCCAUGCUCCUCUUCCGCUCGUCUGGAUCCAUCACUGUUGUAGCGCAGGAAGGGCAAUUUUUGCUCAUGGGCGCCUUGAUUCUUUUCCCCGUGGCCAUGUUUCUUCUCAUCUUCUUCUUCGGGCAGUUUUUUUGCCAACAGUCCUUCUGGUUUGACCGAAUCUGUGUGAACCAAGCGCACUCUGCGGAGAAAGCAAAGACUUUACAAGGGAUUCCAGCCUUCGUGGCACACUCUCAACAGAUGCUGGUGCUUUUGGACUCCACGUAUUUUGAGCGAUUGUGGUGCAAUUACGAAGUGGCGAUCGCGGCAAAGACUUUCAGAAAUAUCCAGUUGGUGCCUGUUUGGGAGCCAGUGUUCACCCUAGGGCUAUUUGCCAUCGGUCUUUUCGGUGCUCUCUCGUAUUUUGGAGCACCAGAGGAACCCCGCAUCGAUGCAGAUGGAGACUUGCGGAGCUCUCUGUUUCAAAGUGUGGUGAUCUACUACUAUGUUCCCUGGUACAUCUGCUUGUGCUUGGCACUUCCUACGGCCUGGCUUAGCUCUCAGAAGUUGGCUCAUCACAAGUUGAUGCUGAAACAGAUUACCAGCUUUGAGCUGCGAGCUGCGAGCUGCGCUUUGGCCUCGGACCGGGAGAUCAUCGAAGAGCAGAUCAUGGAGCUCUUCGACGAGGCCUUCGAACCACCAGUGUCAGUGUCCUUUCAGGAGUCGAGCUUCGACGAUGGUGGUCAGGCCAGUCAGGUGGUCUCGCCAGAGAGCAUGCGUCUCAUCCGCCAUGUCACCAGCUAUCCAAGCAAGGAGGAAGUGAUGCAGGAGUUCAAUGCCUACAUUCGAGGUCCCCUGCACCUGAAACUGCUGAGCUUGCUUGGCAGUGAGGUGGAUGUCCCUUUGAAGCUUUGUGUCAUCGGGACGGCGCCUUCCAUCCUCUUGUGUCUCACCCUCCUGUUGGGCUGCAAUGGCCAUCAUGAUUGUGACACUGCGGCUGCACGGCUGGGCUAUCCUUCUGUUACCCAGUACAUGCUGGUCAAUGUCUUGGUGGCAAUCCUGUCUCCGCUCUAUAUGGUGAUUUUACUCCCUUUGACUCUCCGGGGGACUGAACAGGUGGCAAAGGUGCUUUCUCAUCGACUUGAAAUUCUCUGCAGCACCCUGCUGGUGGCUUUGCUGUUGUAUUUGCUGGAUCUGGUCAUAGGCGCCUGGGCUGGGAGCUUUGCGGUCGUGGUGAUUGACUUCAACUUAUUCUGGCUGAUGGGCUUCAUGGCCUCUUCCCUCAUCCUGGGCUUUCUGGUGUGGCACUUGCACUUCGCUCGGCGCCCGUGA
Messenger RNA from Durusdinium trenchii, 2964 nucleotides. Lineage: Eukaryota; Dinophyceae; Suessiales; Symbiodiniaceae. The record is from the annotation of a GenBank genome assembly.